Eremothecium sinecaudum is the source of this 207-nucleotide messenger RNA. RefSeq lists its product as uncharacterized. NCBI's taxonomy places the organism in Eukaryota, Fungi, Ascomycota, Saccharomycetes, Saccharomycetales, Saccharomycetaceae. The record is from RefSeq and is a predicted model, not a curated record. Bases 1 to 207 code for a protein of 68 amino acids. The transcript has a single exon.
AUGACAAGGGGUAACCAACGUGAACUUGCAAGACAAAAGAAUUUGAAGAAGCAGCAGCAAGACGCAAAAAGUCAAAAGAAAGCUGGGGACCCUAAAAAGCGCCUACAGUCUGACGCAGAUAUUUUACGUCAGAAACAACAAGCUGCUAAUGAACGAAAGGAACAGGAACUACUGGAGAAGUUAAAAGCUGAACGAAGCAAGCGUUAA